Blastomyces gilchristii SLH14081 is the source of this 3085-nucleotide messenger RNA. RefSeq lists its product as uncharacterized. Bases 633 to 2291 code for a protein of 552 amino acids. Gene Ontology annotation, cellular component: Rpd3L complex; cytosol. Gene Ontology annotation, biological process: negative regulation of rDNA heterochromatin formation; negative regulation of silent mating-type cassette heterochromatin formation. The record is from RefSeq and is a predicted model, not a curated record. The transcript has 4 exons. NCBI's taxonomy places the organism in Eukaryota, Fungi, Ascomycota, Eurotiomycetes, Onygenales, Ajellomycetaceae.
UCUCGAUCCUGCUCUCUCCUCUGCGUUUCUCCUCUCUCCGCCUUUUACAUAUCCUCACCACUCACCAGGCGCCGUGACUAUACACCAUCUCAAUCACUCACACGCUCUCCCAUUUAUUCUUAUAUUAAAUCCCCCCAUGUGAGCAGGUCGCAGCUAUUUUCUCCUCCCGCUUGAGAAUCACCAACAAUCGUUUUUUUUUUUUUUUUGUUUUUUGCUUCUUAUUACAAUACCACCAGACGGACACGGGACACGGACACGGACACAGGCAAGCUUCCGCAAAACUCAUCCCACAACCACCAGCAAGCACCAUACACCAUACACCGUACACCGUACACGCUUCCGGUUCUCGAACCCAUCCCCGUGCCGGAAACAGGUGUUUUCGAAGGGGACUCGAGAAACAGCGGGUCUUUCCUGUUUCCCUUUACUUUUCGAAAAACCUACCCUUACUCACUCACUUGCGCAUUAUACAAUCCUGCCGCUUUUUCAGAGCGGACCGACCCCCAGUAGUCUUUAUUUUGGCGCGCGCGCGUGGGAGCCGGGACAGGAUAACCAGCCCAUCAUCAAUUCAGCAUCAUCUAUAUAUUCCCGCCGCCUUUCUCCCUCCCCACCCCCCCCCCCCCUUUUCAGUGAAGAUGGCGGUUCAAGCAGCUAUGAUCGCGGACACCAUCACCGCGAUGAAGAGGGCGCUUGAGCGGCAGCGGUCAGUUACUGGCGUCGACGACCCCAUCACACAACCCACGAAUCGCGGAAAUAAACUUAGGAUAAAUGCGGAAUAUGUUCAUGAGGGAGCUCUUGGGUUCAUGGAUGGGCUGGAGUUUUAUAGAAAGAGGAUCAAUCAUGCCGGUUAUACGAGGGAUAUAUUAGAACGCAAUCCGCCCAAAUAUGACUCUGAGGGCGAUGAAUUGGAUGAAGAAGACGCGGAGGAACACGCCGAUCCUGAAUUGGCGGACGAAAAUCCGUUCGGGGAGAUACACCUGGAAGAACUCCUCGGCCCUCUGAAACAUCCUUCCCAACUCGCGACCCACCCAUCCAUGUCCCAUCCGUAUACCUCCAAAAGCCUACAAAAGAUGGUGGACAAUGCCAACGCAAAGCUUCGACAGGAGCAGGAGAUCCUCCAUAAGGCCAAGAGACUACACAGGGAGCUGCUGGGCGAUGCACCUUGGAUGCCUUGCGGCUUUUUGGAGACCAUGGACGAUAGAAAUAUAUUUGACCCGAAUUACGGAUUUAAUAGCCAUCCCUCGUCAAAACACGGGAAUGGGAGGGGUAAAUCGGGCCAAUCCUCGCGCAGAGGAUCGGCUGUGGAUCAGGCUCUCCAGACAGGGAAUAAGUUCGCAACAAGCGUGCCGAAUCACGACGCCUUGGAUUACGCAGUCAAUGGCGUGUCUGCCGCGCAGCGCAAUGCUGGUCAUGAUGUUGAGAUGGGUGAUGCCUCGGAGGAGCCGCUGGAGAAGAAGGACCCAGUUGAUCCCGAGAAGAAGGUUAUGAAUGAGCCCACCAAACCAAAUGGGCAGGCUGUAUCUCCUCCAGAGUCUAUAAAUGGAGAUGACAUAUCGAAGAACGCGGAGGCAAAAGGACAAUCGUCGAAAGCAACUACCGACGAAGAUCCUCUCAAAACCAAAGAAGAACCUAAGGAUAGCACCCCCGUUGAUGCUACCGCCACUGCCAACGGAGAUGACAUAAACAUGGAUAAAGAUAAAGACGGUGACCGCACAGAAGACGAAGCAGCCGACGGCAACGACGAAGGAAUCUCCUCUCCCGAACCCCCACGCCGCAUGACCACCCGCGCCCGCGCAAACCAAGCCGCAAACCAACCCACAACCCCAACCUCUUCAGACACCGCCCGCUCCGACACCCCUUCCUCCUCCACAGCCAACGACCCCUUAACCAUGCACCCCAUCUUCGUCCUCCCUCCCACCCACCUCGACCGCACCUGCGGCCUUCCCCCCACUGAAGCCGACGAAGUCCGCCGUAUGCUCUGGUCCUAUAUCCAGAAGCAGGAAGAGACGGUGCGUGCGUCGCAGCGCAUGUACCAGAUGCUGCUGGGCGCGUAUCGGAAGAAGCAGCUGGUGUGGGAGUGGUGUAAAGCCGAGGGCCAUGUGGGGGAGUUGAGCGAUGGGGAGGAUUGGUAUGAUCGGGAGCAGUGGGGGUUGGGGGAUGGGGAGGAUUUGAGGAAGGGGGCUGAUGAGGAUGAGUUUGAUGGUGGGGUGGAUAAAGGGGGGGGGGGGGGGGGUGGGUCAGGGACGGGGACGGGGACGGGGUCGGGGAAGAGGGGGAGGGGGCGGAGGACGUGAUUGAUUUUUUUUUUUUUUUUGUCUUUUAUUUUCUUUUAUUUUCUUCGAUUUUGAGGUUGGGAUUUUUGGACUUUUUUUUAGCUGGAUUCGAUUGGAUAAGAUUGAACUGGGAUGGCAUUGAAGGAUGGAUGGAUGGAUUGGUUGACUGAUUGAUGAAAUAUGAACGUGCAAAACAUCUGAGAUAUAGGCAGAUAGGGCGGAGCCUCUCAUUUUUUUUAUUUUAUUUUUUUUUGAUUUUUCUUCCCCGUCUCGCUUUUCCCCUGUUGGUAUUCUUCUGCUCAUCGUCGGUGAUUUAGGGAUUUAGCGAACCGUUUUUUAUUCUUUUUGUUCUUUUCCCCUCCUCUGUACCCUACCAUUCUCUCUCCCUCUUCAUCAUUGUUAUCUUUAUCUCGCCGUCUCCUUUCCUAAGCCUCUAUUCCUAUUCCCUCUUCCCUUUCUAUCUAAUCUUCCACCCAUCCAAGGCGGCUUUGGCUUUUAUUAAUGUAGGUCGAUUGGGUGCUUUUUGCUUUGGCUUUUGCGUUGUUCAUCUUCCCGGUGACCUCCCAUUUUCUUCCUGCUGGUCCACCAGAGGACCUUGUAACGAUAAAAACUGAAUGCUUUUUCUUUCUAUAUCCUUCAUAUACUUCAUCAAUCUCAGCGUGAAAAUUCCCAGUUACGUUAGUAAAAAGGCAAAAACUCAAUGACUUCUCUUCUAUUCUCAUUUUGAAUUAAAUGUAACCCCUCUCUCUAUACGGUAUAUCGCCCGCCGCUUACCUAGGUGCUCCCAUCUCUCCUAGGAUAGCUAUAGUUAUGUG